UCACUCCCCGCGGAGUGGCUUCCCUUUUCCGCUUCGAGGGAGAGAGAAAGAGGAGCAUACACAAAUUAGUAAUGGACGAGGCGAAGAAGAGGAGGCUGGAAGAAACAGGGAGCGGAGAAGAGGAGGCGUCGGGAUAUGAGGGGGCGGAUGAGGGGGCGGUUGAGCAGCUUCGUUCGCUUUUGGACCCCCUCAAAAAGGAGCAGCUUCUUGAUCUCCUAAUCAAGCUAGGGUCCCAAAAUCCGCAGAUUGCUGCUGAAAUUAGAGAUGCUGCCUGUUCAGAUCCUGUUCACCGAAAGCUUUUUGUGCGUGGAUUGGCCUGGGAUACCACCUCAGAAACCUUGUGUGAUGCAUUUCUGGUGUAUGGAGAAAUAGAGGAAGGUGCUGUCAUAAUGGACAAGGCAGCAGGAAAAUCUCGUGGAUUUGGGUUUGUGACUUAUAAGGAUAUGGAGUCAGCUCAGAGGGCCUUGAAGGAACCCAGCAAGCUGAUUGAUGGGCGUUUGACUGUUUGUAACUUGGCAUGUGAAGGCUUAACUAGUGCUUCUGCAAGUACUGAUCAAGCACAGAGGAAGCUCUAUAUUGGGGGCCUCUCAACUGAUAUUUCAAGCAAAACUCUGCUUAGUUGGUUCUCAAAGUACGGUGAGAUAGAAGAAGGCUCUGUUGCUUAUGACAAAGACACAAACAACUCACGAGGAUUCGGCUUCAUUACAUUCAAGACAGUUGAGGCAGCUAAGAAGGCAAUUGAUGACCCAGCCAAGGUCCUAGAGGGGAGAGCCAUUACGGUCAAGCUUGCAGAUACGCAAAAAAACAAAGGACCAACACAGUUACCAGCUGCUGUUAUUCCAGUGGCCUUUUCCCUUCCUCCUGGUUAUCCCCCUGUAAAUAUAGCUGGAAAACCAGCUAUUAAUAGCUCUACACCUCCUCUUGGUUACUCUGGUUAUCCAGCUGGUUUUCCAGCUUAUCCCUCAUAUCCAAGUGCUGCUCCUCAGUACCCACAACCUGUAAAUGCAUCUUAUGGACCAGUGGCUGGAAAACCACCACAGGUUGGUAUGACUACUGGAGCGAAUGCUGGAGUUGGUGCAUACCCUUAUUAUGCCAUGAAGAAAUGAGGUUGGAGCUAAUGCUAGUUGCUGGUUACCCCUAUUAUGCCAUGAAGAAAUGAGGUUCGUAUGGCUAGCAAUUUCAUGGGCACCUUUAUUAUGUCAUGCAGAAUAUCUCUCUUUCUGCUCAUUAAACUACUUAAUCUAUUUUGCUUUGUGUAUUUCUAACUUAGAAAUUUAGGAUUGUGUAUUGGUUUUUAUUUUUUGGGUGUGGGGUUAGAAGUGCUGAGUGUUUAAUGUAACAAGAGGUUGCCAUUUCUGGAUUAGCCAACUUCUCUAGAUUGGUUAAUGGGUCUUACAACUUUGGCUUUGUUAACUUGUCCUGUAGUGCAACUUACAGUUUUGUACACUUUUUCUCUUUGAAUCGAAUGUCUCUUAAAUGCAACUUUUGAAGUGCUUUGAAAUCA
Molecule: messenger RNA, 1504 nt
Organism: Amborella trichopoda
Lineage: Eukaryota; Viridiplantae; Streptophyta; Magnoliopsida; Amborellales; Amborellaceae
Product: UBP1-associated protein 2C
Cellular component (GO): nucleus
Molecular function (GO): RNA binding
Source: RefSeq, a predicted model, not a curated record